Messenger RNA from Peromyscus leucopus (white-footed mouse), 1898 nucleotides. RefSeq names its product glucosamine-6-phosphate deaminase 2 (gene Gnpda2). Gene Ontology annotation, cellular component: cytoplasm. Gene Ontology annotation, molecular function: identical protein binding; glucosamine-6-phosphate deaminase activity. NCBI's taxonomy places the organism in Eukaryota, Metazoa, Chordata, Mammalia, Rodentia, Cricetidae. The transcript has 8 exons. Bases 190 to 984 code for a protein of 264 amino acids. The record is from RefSeq and is a predicted model, not a curated record. Gene Ontology annotation, biological process: carbohydrate metabolic process; N-acetylneuraminate catabolic process; D-glucosamine catabolic process.
CAGCGUCCUCCCGGGUCCCUUCCUGUGGCUGUGUCAGCAUCCGGGUUCUCAGGCUUCAUCGCUGCUCGGCGGCUGGAGUCACUGGCCGUUACCCGGUUGCAUUGGUGACCGACCGCUGUGCGGGUGUCGGAGGAGGCUGUAGGUGUGCGGGUGUGAACUUCUUGUGCUAAGAGCCGUGCAUCACCAAUAAUGAGGCUUGUAAUUCUUGAUAACUAUGACUUGGCCAGUGAAUGGGCAGCAAAGUACAUCUGCAAUUGUAUCGUUAAGUUCAAACCUGGACAAGACAGGUAUUUUUCACUGGGCUUACCAACAGGGAGCACACCUUUAGGAUGCUAUAAAAAAUUAAUAGAGUACCACAAGAGUGGGAAUCUUUCAUUUAAAUAUGUGAAGACCUUUAACAUGGAUGAAUAUGUAGGACUGCCACGAAAUCAUCCUGAAAGCUACCAUUCUUAUAUGUGGAAUAACUUUUUUAAGCAUGUUGAUAUAGAUCCUAAUAAUGCUCACAUCCUUGAUGGGAACGCUGAAGAUCUGCAGGCAGAAUGUGAUGCAUUUGAGGAGAAAAUCAAAGAAGCUGGAGGAAUAGAUCUUUUUGUUGGAGGAAUAGGUCCAGAUGGUCAUAUUGCUUUCAAUGAGCCAGGAUCCAGUUUAGUAUCAAGAACAAGAUUAAAGACUCUAGCUAUGGACACCAUUUUGGCAAAUGCUAAAUAUUUUGAUGGAGACUUAUCAAAAGUGCCGACCAUGGCUCUAACUGUUGGUGUGGGGACAGUGAUGGAUGCUAGGGAGGUGAUGAUCCUCAUAACAGGUGCACACAAGGCAUUUGCCCUGUACAAAGCCAUUGAGGAAGGAAUCAAUCACAUGUGGACUGUUUCAGCUUUUCAACAGCAUCCCCGAACAAUUUUUGUAUGUGAUGAAGAUGCUACUUUAGAAUUAAGAGUGAAAACUGUGAAAUACUUUAAAGGCAGUAUUCUAAAUGCAUCUCCCUGACUGAACUACUUAAUUCUCACAACAGUGCUAUGCAGUUUAAUGCAUGUGCACAAUAAACUCGUGGAUCCACUGUACAGUAUGAGAGAAGAAAACUGAUGGAGACUACAGCAAAAUUCUGCUUGGAAAAGGAAACUUUUCUUACUAGAAUUUCAGCUUAUGCAAUAUGAUAAAAAUGGGGAAAUAUAAAGACAUUGAAAAAGAAAAGAACAGUGUGUGUUAAACAUUCCAUAUUUAGAAUGUGUGUUUUACACUAGGGCCUAGAACUAAGCCAACCCCCAAACUGGUUGGCUGUUAAAAAGUACAGAAGCUAUAUAGCUACCUAUAAACAGCAAAGCAGUGAAAUGUCUGCAUUUUAAGAGAUUCUACACAUCAGGUACUGUAUGACAAUCUCUUUGACUUAUUUACAAGAAGACGCUCCAACCUGUUCCAGUAUCAUAAAAGCCUUCACUUUUGGAAUGUCUAUUCUUUGUGCAUCACACAUGCUUUUUGCCUGUAGUUGCCUUAGUCAUCUUUCUGCAGUAGCAUCUGGACAUCAGUAGUCCUGCUAUUCAUUAAUCAAGGAAAUCUGAAGAGAUGACAUUGUCCCAAAGUAGUUUACAUCCUUUCAGAAAGUAUCUGUAAGUGCAUGCUUUUAUGCACCUUCUUAUGUAAUACUUUUUUACAGAUAUGCUUAUUUUUAUUUAAAGACCUAGGUCAGUGCCCUUAAUAAAGAAGUAUAUUGGCAACUAUGAGCUUUAUACCUAGCUAUAAAUUAAAAAAAAAAUCCUUUUGAAGAACAUUUUCUGAUUAUUGUUAAAUUUUAUAAAUAAUCCUUAUAUAUGUCUAAAGAGAUAAGUACUGUAAACCUUUAAAUUGCAAAAACUUGUAUAAUUAAGCUGCAAAUAAAAAUAUUGUUUUCUAUCUUUAACUCAAAA